Messenger RNA from Sphaeramia orbicularis (orbiculate cardinalfish), 4553 nucleotides. It is a transcript of the gene sacm1la, whose product is annotated as SAC1 like phosphatidylinositide phosphatase a. The record is from RefSeq and is a predicted model, not a curated record. Gene Ontology annotation, biological process: phosphatidylinositol dephosphorylation. The transcript is spliced from 20 exons. Gene Ontology annotation, molecular function: phosphatidylinositol-4-phosphate phosphatase activity. Lineage: Eukaryota; Metazoa; Chordata; Actinopteri; Kurtiformes; Apogonidae. Gene Ontology annotation, cellular component: endoplasmic reticulum. The coding region runs from base 100 to 1860 and encodes 586 amino acids.
GCUGUUCGUCUUUGAAUAGGCUGUACAACUUGUAUCUGGCAACAGAGCUAAACCCACUCUCACUGCUGUCGUCACUGAGGUCAGGUAGACGGAGCGAAGAUGGCGACUGCCUACGAGAGAUACAAUUUGCACACAACUCCUGAGAAGUUCUUCAUCGAGGCCUGUGAUGAGGGGGCUGAUGCUGUGCUGGCAAUUGACAGGGUCUCUAAUGAGAUGACCCUCACAGGAAAGAAGGAUGUACCUCCCUCCGCAGUCACCAGGCCAAUCUGUGGCAUCAUGGGAACCAUUCGCUUAGUAGCAGGGAUGUACCUGAUCGUCAUCACCAGGAAGAGGAAUGUAGGCAGCCUGCUGGGCCAUGCUGUGUGGAAGGCUGUGGAUUUUGAUGUCAUCUCUUAUAAGAAGACAGUUCUGCAUCUCUCAGAGAUUCAGUCUCAGGAGAAUAAGACCUUCCUGUCCAUGAUUAACAACGUGCUGACUACAGAUGGCUUCUACUUUUGCACUGACUUCGACCUGACACACACCCUGCAGCGUCUGGCCAACACCAGCCCUGACUUCCAGGAGAUGACCCUGCUGGAGAGGGCUGAUCAGAGGUUUGUGUGGAACUGGAACCUCCUGAGAGAAUUAGCAGCACAACCGGAGCUCCACAGGUUUGCGCUGCCUGUAGUCCAUGGAUUCAUUGUCAUGAAACCAUGUCGCAUAAACGGCAAGAUCUUUGAGUGGAUCCUCAUAUCCAGGAGGAGCUGCUUCCGAGCCGGAGUCAGAUACUACGUUAGAGGCAUCGAUUCUGAAGGCCACGCUGCAAACUUUGUUGAGACUGAGCAAAUAGUUUUGUAUGAAGGAGCAAAGGCCUCAUUUGUACAGACACGAGGUUCGAUGCCCUUUUACUGGAGCCAGAGGCCUAACCUCAAAUACAAACCCAAACCCAUCAUCAGCAAAACCACCAAUCACAUGGAUGGUUUCCAGAGACAUUUUGACUCUCAGGUCCUUAUAUACGGAAAACAAACGAUCUUGAACCUGGUGAAUCAGAAAGGCUCAGAGAAGCCUUUAGAACAAGUUUUUGCCAAGAUGGCGUCCAGUAUGAGUAAUGGUUUGCUCAAUUACAUAGCCUUUGACUUCCACAAAGAGUGCAGCCACAUGAGAUGGGACCGUUUGCAGAUCUUGGUGGAUGCUGUUGCAGAGACACAGGAUGAAUACGGAUACUUUAUGGUAAACUCAGACGGGAAGAUAGUGGCCCAGGAGAAAGGAGUUUUCCGUAGUAACUGCAUGGAUUGUCUGGACAGGACCAACGUCAUUCAGAGCCUGUUGGCCCGACGCUCCCUGCAGUCACAGCUUCAGAGGCUGGGUGUCCUGAAUGUGGGCCAGCGGAUUGACGAGCAGGCGGAGUUUGAGAAAAUCUACAAGAAUGCAUGGGCUGACAAUGCCAAUGCAUGCGCUGUACAGUAUGCAGGGACCGGGGCCUUGAAAACAGACUUUACAAGGACUGGGAAGAGGACCCAGUGGGGCCUGCUGAUGGAUGGGUGGAACUCCAUGAUACGUUACUACAAAAACAACUUCUCUGAUGGUUUCAGACAAGACUCCAUUGAUCUGUUCUUGGGUAACUUUGCUGUGGAUGAGUCAGACGGGCCGACCCCUCUUCGUGUGCAAAAAGACUGGAAGUUCCUCACGCUGCCCAUCAUCAUGCUGGUGGCAUUUUCCAUGUGCAUUGUCUGUCUUCUCAUGGCUGGCGACACGUGGACAGAGACCCUGGCUUAUGUGAUGUUCUGGGGGGCUGCUAGCGCCAUCACAGCAGCUAUCAUCAUGUUUAACGGUCAAGACUUUGUGGACGCCCCCAAACUGGUUCAUAAGGAAAAGAUGGACUGAGAGUGGUGUGUGUAUGUGUGAGAGUGUGUGUGUGUGUGUGUGUGUGUGUGUGUGUGAGGAGCAGAUGCGCUGGGCAGACUCAUAUACUUCAUCAUGUUUUUCCUCCUCUUCUUUCUGCCAUUUGCUUUGCUCCUCUCUGGACUCAGAUUGAUCUGCCUCUGUACUGCCCUCCAAAAAUCUUGUCUUUGUUUACAACAUGUUUAAUUAACUGUCCUGCACACACUCCUCCUUGUUGUGUUUUACAUCUGAUUGCCCACAUGACUCAUACCAUAUCAUGGAUUUAUUCUGCUGGGGCUUCAGUAAUCAUUUUUCUGUGACAGCACUUUAACUAUUUCAGUGUUCUUCAGUUUCCAGUCCUCAACAAAUAGGUCUAUAACCAUUGCUGUCUUUUUCUCUUUUUUUUCCCAUUCUUAACAUCUUAAAUCUAAAAAAAAGUCAUAUCAGGCAUUUUUUUUCCCCUUAUGUUUGAUUACUUUUCUUAUGUUUAAAGGUACAUAUACGCAGUGAAACAAGGUGGAAAGAAAACACUGAUACAUGAAGAUGAGAAAAGUGUAUUUAUUUCAGACAAGUUAUUGUUGAAAAAUACCCUUGACUCUAAAAACCCUAAACAGUCCCCACUUGGACAUGUGACACUUACAUCUGCACAUUGGUUUUAUCUGACUGAUUGCUGAGCGUUCUAUACAAUAUGGACAUGUUUGAGUUUUCAUUCUGAAUGUAACAAGCCUUAAAAAACCUGAUGAUGAUAAUGACGAUAAUGAUGUUACUGUUGUACCGGUGUAUUUGGGCUGAUAUGUAUGUAACCUGGUGGAGUAGGAGUGAACAGUAUGUCUUCCUAUUAAUCUAUCUUGGGAGAGUGAACACAGGGAUUCUCUUUUGUCAUCUUGUUUUUGCACCUUGGAGACCAGUGAAGUGAUGGAGUGUGCUGCUGCAUAUUAACGAGUUAUCUAUUAGUAUUUAAUGCUGGUAGAAAUGUGUCUUUGGUAGUUUCCCCUGGUUCCAGACCUUUAAGUAGCUUCCUGCAUUACUGAUUUGUUCACACAAGUCUAAUGUUGUGCUCAUUGGCAGCAUUUGUUCUGCGAUUAGAGAAACAGUACACCAAUCUGCACCUUGUUAGUCGAAUAGAUCCAGUGUCUUUCCACUAGAGAUGUUGCGACAUACAUUCACAUGAGGGUAUACAUGCUUAUUAUCAUUUGAAGUCAACAUGCUAAAUUUGCUUUUUUGUUAAAUUAGAUAAUCUCACACUUUAAUACAAUUAUUCCUGGUAACUGGCACAGUUUAAGUAUGUAAAGUAUGACAAGCACUUGCUACUUCUGUUCUGAGUUGCAAGUCUUUCAGAGCCAUUUUAGUUACUGUUCAUAAAUGUAGACUUUUCGGGAAAGCAGCGAGGUUGUGUUUGUCCAGUCUGUGGAAAAAGCCUCCAAUGAGCACAAAAAUGAACUAACAUUAGAAAUGUGAACGAUGUAGCAGGUUAUGAGUAAAACACUGCUGUGAAAAUCUAAGCAGUUGCACUUUCAUGACUAGUUGGCCAGUUCCACGCACCAGAUUGACUUGGCACAGAUGACUAUGACAGUAAAUGCUAUGAGCAAAUCAGUGGUCAUAAAGUGCGACCAACUCAUCACACAGUUUGGUCCAGUGUACCACUGCAUCAGCUCAUUGUAUGAAACAACAGGCUUAGAUGUUCACUGCAGUGUUUCACUUCCACAGUGUGACCCCUGGGAGCCUUGAUGGUCUGACACCAGGAUAAUGUGUUUAGAAAUAUGAAGUGAUUCAAGGUAGUGAUCAAAAUUGUAACUGCUAUCUAAAUACUAUACAAAGAGCUCAGACAUAUUUUUAUGGCCAUCUAAACUAAGACAUGGGUGAACAAGUUUUUGUACCUCUUCGAUUUGUCCGUGUUACAUCAUCUGUGUGGGGUCUUACAUAUAUGUCAUAUUAUAAUGUUACUGAUGUCACCUCCAUUUGAUACCUUUGAAUACAGGAUCAUUUUUUCAGUUAUAGAAACUUAUAAAAAUGUGUGGAAGCACCACAGGAACAUUGUGUGUUAACAGUAUAUUCAAUGUAUAGGAUAUAGUGUUGAUAAUUAAAUUGGUCUCUCAGUUCAUAAUGUUUGGAGGACCCCAUAUCCAACUACACACCAACUGAACAAUGUUUGUUGUUUUGAGUUUCCAGUUUCCUUGCUGAAGUUUAUCAUUCAGUGUAGAAGAGAUUGAGUCCCCAUCUGCCCUUGGAUCACUGCCUUACACAGUUGGCCCUCAGUACAGAGGGCAUGAACAUUAGUACCUUUCAUAUGAUCUUAAAGAUCUGGAUGGGCUUCCUUCCAUGUGUAGUUUUUGGGGAAUCACCAUGCCUUCUUGUUCUGUGUAUGAUUUCAUUCCAGCUGUGUGGUGUUAGGUCUAAUUUUUUUUCUGUUACAGAUCAUUCCUGCAAACUGUUUCUCAUGGAUCACAAACCAACAAGUAGCACAAACCAGUGGUUGAUGUUAAUCUCUUGUUAGCAAAACCUGUACUUAGAUCUCGCUAGAUGUUUGAAGGGGUGGUUUAAUCUUUGAUGCACAACUUGAUCUAAACUGUGUAACUUUGUCUGACAAGAGAAAAAAAUUCUUAACACAUGCGCUAGUAAGUUAUUUAACUUUGGCAAACAAUAUAAUUUGUGUGCAUGAGCUAAAUAAAUCAUAUUCCAGUAAUGCUGGAGCUCUC